Messenger RNA from Talaromyces stipitatus ATCC 10500, 1047 nucleotides. RefSeq lists its product as uncharacterized. The record is from RefSeq and is a predicted model, not a curated record. The transcript is spliced from 4 exons. Lineage: Eukaryota; Fungi; Ascomycota; Eurotiomycetes; Eurotiales; Trichocomaceae. Bases 1 to 864 code for a protein of 287 amino acids.
AUGGAUCCCCUCUCGCUCACAGCAAGUAUUAUCGUCGUUCUCGGCCUUGCGUCUGAAACAUCAAAAGCACUGCGUACUCUGUACGAUUUGCGUCAUGCGCCUCGAGAAAUUCUGGAGUUGACAAACGAAGUCAGCGAGCUCCAGGCUCUCCUUUGCCUGGUACAGAAAGCCACCGACAGCGCCGUUCAGAAUCAUCUCUCUGCAGAAGACCAGGUUCUCAUCCAACGGCUUAUUGAGACUGCUCAAGAUCCACUGAAGAAGCUGGAGGGACUGAUCGACAUGUGCUCUAGCAAGAAAGAGAUGUCGAGCGGUUCAGUGGAGAAGAGCAGUUUGCGCUUGAGUGUGUCGUGGUUGAAAUUGAAGAACUCAAUCAGUAAUAUACGGAAAAGGUUCCUUAGAGCUCACCGGAAUAUAGACACAGCUUUGGCUGCGCUGAAUAACAUUAAUAGACAAGCGGACUACAAGGUCAUUCUGAACAUACAUGACCUGGUUUUAACUCAAGCUCAAGCCAGUGAGCAUGGUAUAUCACCAGCCUCUCCGGAAACUGUUCAGAAUCUGGAGCAGAAAUUCAACGGGAUCAUAUGUGAUGUGAACGAAGAGAAAACCGGAGAACUCUUCAAAGAAUCAAUUCUUCCAGUUCCAGCCGCCAGAAAUACGAUGACUCGAGAAAUCGCCGAAAAGAAAUUCGACUCAUACUACUCACAUGAAGAUGAGCCUGGACUAUUUGAGAAUCAUGCUACUAUUCGGGCCUCAAUAGCUACACCGGAACACCUCUACUUCAACUUCGACCAUGCAAUCACCGAGGAUGCCAACAACAAAAGACCGUCUCAUGCCAGCUCACAUACCAUUUUCCGCAGUGGUUGAUGAAGAGGACGUUCGCAUUCACGGCGAGUGUGCGAAAUCUUACAGGAUGGUCUGGUUCGUGGUCAAUUGGGUUUCCGCGGACGAUAUCUGCGUCCCAUAACGCUUGGAAAUGUAUUGAGCAAGGGCGACAUGAGGAAUUCUUACAGAUACUAAGGGGUGCAACGAUAAUGGUUAAUGAUAUGG